Melampsora larici-populina 98AG31 is the source of this 930-nucleotide messenger RNA. RefSeq lists its product as uncharacterized. The transcript has 4 exons. Bases 1 to 930 code for a protein of 309 amino acids. The record is from RefSeq and is a predicted model, not a curated record. NCBI's taxonomy places the organism in Eukaryota, Fungi, Basidiomycota, Pucciniomycetes, Pucciniales, Melampsoraceae.
AUGCAGAGCCGGCAGUGCUCAUGUCCAAAUGUGCCUUUAAUCGGCCGGACGCAAACCGAGCUUGGUUCUCCAUCCCGGAAUCCAGGCUUUCCGAUAUUACAAAAGCCAGUUCGGCGGCUAGACAUUCAGGAGCAUCAGGACCUUCCUCUUAUCAACAUAAAGGAAAAGGUCGUAAAUCCAGGAGCCCCCGUCGCUCUAGGAGCCCUAGGCGUCACUCACGUAGGACUAGCCCAGACUAUCAUCAAAGAAGAAGCCCAGACCCACGCCGUCGUACUUCCAGGAGCCCUCCUCGCCGACGCUUCACGUCUGUCAACCAGUACGGGUCGUCUCCUAACUCGCAGGAUCGCUCUCGCCGGCGUCAACGAAGCCCACAGCGUUCCUCCAGACGCUCCCCAAGUCCUAAAAGGCAAAGUCGUCGAGACUUCAGCCCUCAAGCUUCGGGAAGUGGUCGUCGACCCUCGCCAACGCGCCGUGAGGAAGAACCACCCACAUCAUCUAGCAGACGAGCGCGUUUUGAGCCCCCGCACGACAGGCACGGGAACUCCUCUCUCCUCGAACGCAUUGAUUCCUCGAUUUUCCAUCGGGUUAACGAGCAACCACCACCAGUUCGCGUCCCUGAGAAACGGUGUCGAGUAUCUUCAUCUCCUGAACCCGUUUCUAACUCCCUCUUUGAAAAAGCCUUUCAAAAAUUCGUCAACUCAGCUGGAAAGUCAACGAAAAAACUCGCUUUCCAAUCAGCAGAGCAAGAUUCUGACGACAAAAUCAAAGAUCCUAUUGCCCGCGAAAUCAAACCACAGUACAUCGUACAGUCAAGCGUUUGUCAACCUCCGUAAACCCCUUCAGCUAGUCGUGCUUGACGAUUCAAUACAUACAAACAAGCCUCGUCAUAAGUACAAAGAUGCAUCAGCUCUUGCUGAAUCAGGAUCUUGA